Molecule: messenger RNA, 273 nt
Organism: Microthlaspi erraticum
Lineage: Eukaryota; Viridiplantae; Streptophyta; Magnoliopsida; Brassicales; Brassicaceae
Source: the annotation of a GenBank genome assembly
AUGACGCUAGGGUUGUUAUUAGGGAUCGGAAGAGCAUUCCGAAGAAAGAGAGCUUCUUCGCUAGACAUUCUCUCCCCCAAACGAGCUCCCAGAGACUUCUACAAGGGCAAAAACUGCAAACCUUCCGGUUUCCACACCCGAAAAGGAGGAUAUGUUGUGCAGACGGAUAAAUUGCCAAACUAUGUAGUCCCUGAUCUCACCGGCUUCAAGCUGAAACCAUAUGUAUCUCAGUGCCCUGUCCAAGUCAAAGCAUCUGAAGCUUCUUCCAAGUGA